Molecule: messenger RNA, 1215 nt
Organism: Polychytrium aggregatum
Lineage: Eukaryota; Fungi; Chytridiomycota; Chytridiomycetes; Polychytriales
Exons: 3
Coding region: 237-1067 (276 amino acids)
Cellular component (GO): Golgi apparatus
Source: RefSeq, a predicted model, not a curated record
CUGCUGCCGGCUCUGGCGGCGCUGUCGGUGCUGCUGCCUCCCGACCGAGAUCGCCAUCUGGACGCCGCCGAUGCUGGUUGCCCUUGGGUUUCAGAUUCUCACCUUUCCCUUGCUCCGCUUUCGCGCAUCCUGCUGGCCCGUGUUGCACGGUUUCUGGUUCCUUAUGCCCUUGCUGCACUUGCGCCUGAGCCAGCUACCGUGCAUGUUUUCUCUUCGCCUGCAUCUUUGGCGCCAUCAUGACAGCGACGGCGCUCAUCAGCAAGAACGGCGUCCAGGUCAUCUCGCUGGGCAUCUACUCCAUUGGCGAAGCAGCCUUUUCCAUCAUCCAGUUCUUCCAGUCCCGCUUCUACACCUACCAAGAUAGCACCAACACCAUCGUCUUCCAUGACAAGCUUGCGUCGUCGGCGGGAUACACGAGCUUUUGCCAGUUUUCGGAGAUCGCGGUUGUCGCUCUCACGACAGCCCUGACCGUGUUUCUCUGGGCAAUGACCAUCUACCUCUACAACGAGAUCAACUGGGUUCUCUACAACCGCAUGGGACCGAGUCUGUUGAAGAAGCGAUACUUUUACCUGUACCAGGUCUUCCUGUCUGUCGUCAAGUUCAAUGCCUUCUUCCUGGUCAUAUACGGUGCCCAGAUUACAGGCGCAUUCGUCUUGAAUGCCUAUCUCGUAGCUAAUUUUGGCGAGCACUUGCUUGCGGUGCUGCUUGGCGUCUCGAUCCCGCUCUUGCUCAUCACCAUCACCAUGGGCUUUGCCGCCGUCAACUACGAGAGCUUUGUGGCUCUGUGCGUUUUUGAAGUAGGCUGCAUCGGAACGAUAGCCGGGAUCAUCUUUGUGAUCAUCAGGACAUACAACAGCCAGAGCAACGGCAGCUCCUUUGCCAUCAUGCGCGUGUUCUUGUUGUUCUUUUCGAUCCUGUCACUCCUCUUGACGCUCGCCGCCGGCAUCAUCGGGAUUCUGAUUCGUCAAAGCUUUGGCAUGGGCCUGUCGAAGCAUCUGUUCAACCCUUUGAAGAGGAACGAACACGAAGCGGAUGAGAAAGACAACUCCGACAUUGUACUUGAAUAGUAUAGGGAUGGUAUGGCGAAGCAGUGCUCUUUAAAGGGGAAUGCCAUUUUCGAUAUCUAUUUCCAUAAUUUUUGGCUCAUGUCUCUAUUUUUUGUGUCUGUGUCUGUGUAUGUGCCUGAACCCGCGGACGGACGCAAUCCCUUUGAAC